Molecule: messenger RNA, 2233 nt
Organism: Suillus subaureus
Lineage: Eukaryota; Fungi; Basidiomycota; Agaricomycetes; Boletales; Suillaceae
Exons: 5
Coding region: 263-2233 (656 amino acids)
Source: RefSeq, a predicted model, not a curated record
UAGUCAGUUGGCAACUCGUCGCUGCGAUCUCAGAUCAUAAUGGAAGAUCAUAUCUAUCGUCCAACGAUAAGUAUAUAACUCUUGUAUCCCCAAAUCAUCUAGGCAGAUAUAUAGGCUAAGCCUCCACAGUCGCAGCAAGUACUGCAUUGAUAUUACUACUCUCAUUCUCCUCCAGCCGUCAUUUGUUGGCUUCUGUCCACGAUCCUUACUCACUCGCCACAAUCUUAUAGUUCUUAGAACUCUUGAGCAGCUGUUCGUUGACAUGAGUUCACCAUCUUGCUCUGUAGGUUGUCUGCUUCCUGCAGAAAAUCUUCGCUGCGUUCCUCUGAACCUCUUGGAAAUUCACGCUCUUACCGUACCCCCUGUUAUCGAGCUCUUUUUCUGCGUGUUUUUGAUUUAUAUGACCCGGAGAUCGAGCAGGGCGCACCUAUUGCUGGCCGCAGACGGUGUUUUGUAUUUUAUCUUGGCGCUGGUCGACCUUUUAUCGCAUGUAAUACCCGCUGUGCGGAAUUCAGUUACCGCUUCCAGAGUGGCCGAACUAUUCCUUGGAUCUGUCUCUUUCGUUCCUAUGCUAUUAUACACCUCGUAUCUAGUCUGGCUGAGUCGUAGGGAAUUCAUCCCCUACCUCCCUCGCCGCUUCCAACCUGGAGCUAAAUAUCUAUUCACUGGUCUUAUUCCUGUGGUUGCAGUGUCGACUUUCGCGGCAUCGCUCGGAAUGUCUAUCCAGAAUUUAUCUUUCCCGCAGGUCCCGCUCACGAUCGACUUCACAAAUAAGAGCGAAUUGCUGUGGCUGGAUCUCGGCCAGCUGUCACUCGCACUGUAUACAAACUAUCAAUGUCUAGCAGCCUUCCUCGCGUUGUAUCGGCUCUUUACCGCUCUUUUGGAUCAACAGCGCAUCGACAAUAAUCAUACCGACGAACGCCAUUUUUUCAACGGCACUGGGUGGAUUACUUUCGGCAUCAAGCUAGGAGCUGUUGAAGGCAUCGUUGGAUUUGUGGCGGGCGGCUUUGCUGUUCCGCUUUCCAGAAGAAUCCUACGACUGAUUGCCAGGGUUUGCAUAAUUAUUGGCAGUUUGAAGGGAAUGGACGAAAAUGAAAACUUUGAGUUCCUUAACAAGGAGCUGGUCUUGUGGCGUCGUGGCAAGCCCCCAUCGACCUCCCACUCGCUCAUAGUCAAUCGACGCAUGACCAUACGGUCCUCACAGUCCUCAGACCUGCAUCACGAGUCCUCCCCAAUUGAAAAGGAUAUGGAAAAGGGCAAGGCAGAUCGAGAUGUAAUAAUGCACGAUGAAGUUGGCGAGCCGGCGGUCUUGCACGUACGCCUUUCUGCACUCCCUCCUCCAGAACAGGCUAUCCAUGCAGAUGAAUCGCGGAGACAAUCUGGCCAGAACACGUCUACAGAAGUGCUUGCAUCCCGCACUGGUGCUAGCCUCUCAAAGAGCAACACUCGGCGCCAGUCUGCGCAGACCAUCUUCGACGAUAUGAGCGUUGUCCUUGAGCUGAGCCCCGACUUGCCCCCCGGUGUUACUGGCAAGUACCCCAGGUCCAUGCUCAGUGAAGGACACGAGGAUGACAAAUUCGAGCCUCCAGUCCUCGGCCAGCAGAGCACGUGUCGUAAUGCUGCACAGUCAUAUGACGAACAGAACGCAGCUGCUGAAUAUGCGUUGUUCUAUGCCAACGAGUUCAUGAAACAGAAACCCAUGCUUUCGCUUAUAUCCAUUCCGCAGUCCGCGCAUGCGCGCGCGGGAGGACCCGUGUCACCGUGUACAAGAUUCGCAUCACAACACGGCGGCAAUUAUCCAGUCCAGCUUCCCGUAACACCUACACGGGCAGGAAUCACCCCAACUGCUCAACUGGAAGGCGAGAGCUGGGACUCACUGAAAUACCGCCACAGACAUCUAUCAUCCCUUCACUUGCCCGAGCGUGCGAGCAAAGGCCACAGUGAUGUCACCACGCAUUCUUCACAGUGGUCGACCAUUGCACGUUCCCAAUCGCUUGCGAGUAUCAGGAUGUAUGGUGGUGGACCAGUAAUCAGUCCACGCCGUGCUUCUGCCGAUCCUGACGAUUUGAUUUCCCCGUCGGGCGCAGAAACAUUGCAUGACGGUGGGCCGCAGAUUAACAUUGAUCAGGAGCGUAUUACGUCCGCGGAUGCUGUCAUACACGAGUUCGAGAUCCAGGCAGCGUUCAACCGAGAAAAAGCUUUGCGGAAACUGAACGGGGAAGUAGGUGUAUAA